Fonsecaea monophora is the source of this 2043-nucleotide messenger RNA. RefSeq lists its product as hypothetical. The coding region runs from base 1 to 2043 and encodes 680 amino acids. The transcript has 6 exons. Gene Ontology annotation, cellular component: nucleus. Gene Ontology annotation, molecular function: zinc ion binding; transcription cis-regulatory region binding; DNA-binding transcription factor activity, RNA polymerase II-specific. Gene Ontology annotation, biological process: regulation of DNA-templated transcription; DNA-templated transcription. The record is from RefSeq and is a predicted model, not a curated record. Lineage: Eukaryota; Fungi; Ascomycota; Eurotiomycetes; Chaetothyriales; Herpotrichiellaceae.
AUGCCAGGCCAUCAGCAGGCUCCGCAAGUUUCCGUCGCAAAUGAGGACAGCCAUGGCGAACGGCACGAUAGUGUCGAGACGCAACCACGCACCAAUGGCUUGAAGCCGAAAGCUUGCAACAAUUGCAGACAGCAAAAGCUGAGGUGCGAGUUGACCAAGCUCGACACUCCGUCGUCCAAUGCAUGUUCGCGUUGUCAAAGGCUGGAGCUUGAGUGCAGAGUAGACGAUACGUUCAAGAGGACGAGGAAGCGGAAGGUUUCCACCGAGUUGGAAGAAGAAAUAAACAAGCUCAAGCGCCAAUUGUCUGUCUAUGAAGGCGCAGGUCUCCGGGAUGUGACUGUUCCCGCUGUCAGAGACCCUGCAGCGCGGACCCUUACUGAGGGUGACGGUCCUCCUGCUGCUAGAGAUAGACAGGCUUCCAGAGACCUACCGGACCCUUUGACGAACCGAAUAUUCUCGACCACCGUCCCUGGUGGUAUAUCGCCAGACUCUCCCGAUGGAACGUGCCUGCCAGGAACAACCACGAUCCCCCAAAACAGUUUGCUCGAGAGUGGCUCCACUGGCAAGGGAAAGGUGGCUGCGUCGCGGACUUUACGCGAUAUUGAGCUCCCAGCGGAUGUGAUUAAUGACCUGUUCCGCAUGUAUGUCUCUUUUGCUGCUUCAGGACCAUGGACUAAUACCCGUCACCCUCCAAGAUAUUUCUCGCAAUACCAUGCAUAUCUACCGUUUCUUGACCCUGGGGUUUCUCCCACUCAAUACUACGAUAAUUCGACUCUUCUCUUCUGGUCCAUAAUUUCUGUUGCCUCUCGUCGGUACCUGAUAGACCCCACCCUCUUGACGAGGCUCGCUCGAGCAGUGACAGAUCUUUUGUGGAAGUCUCUGCAGAUAGUUCCACAGUCCUUGGGUGUUGUCCAGAGCUUGGUCCUUUUAUGCACCUGGCCGUUUCCGACGAGCAGCAGCACCACCGACCCGACUUACAUGCUCUCUGGGAUGAUAAUACAGCUUAGCAUCCAGAUGGGCCUCCAUCGUCCCCGGAGCCCGCUUGAUUUCACAAAGUUCCGCGUCAAGCUCAGUCCUCGCGAUAUCGAGGACCGACGAAGGACUUGGAUUGCUGGCAAUGUUGUCACGCAGAGCAUAAGCUUCGGUGUUGGACUCCCAACUCCGGCGCAGCUUUGUGACUGGUCGAUCCUCGCGUCCUCGCUCGACGGCUCGCGGAUAGAUGAAGAUUUGCACGCUCAGCUGAAAUGUGCCUUGACGUGUAAUAGGGUAUCUCAAGCUCUGACCUCGAGUGUUUCCGACUCUGCUGGGCUGUUACCGACUCGGGAGCGGAUUCCUCUAUACACGAUUCUGAAGCAGGAGAUUGUCGACCUAGAGAACAGCAGGGAGUGGACUCGAGCGACUACUGCAUUCUAUCUCCACAUCGUCAAGCUCCACCUUCACGCGUUUUGCCUUCUCGACGAUCCCUCAGCUUCGGGCUAUCUAGAGCGGAUCGUAACGCUCUACUCGGCCGCGACCGCCAUGAUCGAGCACGUUCGCGACCUGGACAGCCAAUCUCGGGAUUUCUUACAAUUCUGCCCUGUAUUUUACUACGAAGUCCUCCUCUGCGCCGCCUUGGUUUUACUAAAGGUCAUAAAGAACGAUUACUUUGCUGCGAUAAUUGAUGUCGAUUCGGGCAAAAAGCUCAUCACUUUUUCAGUUUCAGCACUGAGGAAAAUGUCGGUGGCCAAUAAUGACCUCCCCGGGAGACUGAGCGAUGUACUCGCCUAUCUCUGGACGCACCCGAAUCCGUCUAUCCUGGGCGGAAGCGGGGUGGACAGACUUCAGUUGGAAGUCAGAAGUCGAAUGAGCAUGAGCGUCGUAUACGACUCAUUGUGGAGGUGGCGGGAGCAAUUUCGGACCGAAGUCGAAGGCGCCGAGUCGCAAGAUCUCAACAACGAUGCGACUGCAACUACCGGCGUCAAUGAGGGCUUUGACAGCGCAUUUGACCUGACCGAGCUGAAUGGCAUCUACUGGGAAGAUCUCCAACUGGACUGGUUCUCGUGA